Molecule: messenger RNA, 905 nt
Organism: Mesocricetus auratus (golden hamster)
Lineage: Eukaryota; Metazoa; Chordata; Mammalia; Rodentia; Cricetidae
Product: pseudouridine-5'-phosphatase-like
Exons: 1
Coding region: 81-782 (233 amino acids)
Molecular function (GO): phosphatase activity
Source: RefSeq, a predicted model, not a curated record
AGGCCCACAGCACGCAUGCGUAGGACAAGCUGUCAGGGCAUGCGCUCCUCUCCCUGCCCUGCCCCUCCACCACCUUCACUAUGGCAGAGGCGGUUUCUGCACCGAAGCUUCGGCCAGUUACACAUGUGAUUCUUGACCUGGAUGGACUGCUUCUGAAUACUGAAAAUCUAUAUACCGAGGUGUUUAAAGAAAUAUGCAGCCACCAUGGGAAGACAUACAACUGGGAUGUCAAGUCGCUGGUCAUGGGGAAGAAGGCCCCAGAAACCUCAGAGAUCAUAGUAGAGACCCUGAAGUUGCCCAUGUCCAAAGAAGAGUUUUUGGAAGAGAGCCAAACGAAGCUGAAGGACGUGUUGCACACAGCAUCACUCAUGCCAGGAGCUAACAAUUUGAUUCAUCACCUGCGGAAGAAACGCGUACCCUUUGCCCUGGCCUCCAGUUCCGCCUCCCUCUCCUUCCAAAUGAAGAUCACUAGACACAAAGAGCUCUUUGGUUUGUUUAAUCACAUCGUUCUGGGAGAUGAUGCCGAGGUAGCUAAGGGCAAGCCAGCCCCAGACAUAUUUCUUGUCUGUGCCAAGAGGUUCUCUCCUCCCGCGGCUCCAGAAAACUGCCUUGUCAUUGAAGAUUCCCCUAAUGGAGUGGAGGCAGCCGUGGCCUGUGGGAUGCAGGUGGUCAUGGUACCUGAUGAAAACUUGAGCAAAGACCUGACGAAAAAAGCCACCCUGGUGCUGAGUUCCCUACAGGACUUCCAGCCUGAGCUGUUUGGUCUGCCAGCCUUUGAGUAAGGGUGAAGGGUGAGCAUGCUGCAGGGGACCUCAUGGAACCCAAGGCUGGUUUAUGACCCACAUUGCUGAGGCAGGGGUGAAAAACUCAACAGCAUCCAGAUUAAAAGCUUCAUUGUCACUGCA